CAAAAGAAAAGAGCCAUCUCCCCCAAGGCUGAAUGAAUUUCUCUCAUUUACUCAAUUUCCCAAAUUGAAAAAGGGCAAAAUAAUGUUGAGUGGAGGGUACUGAUUACUGAAGGGGUCUGAGGUAAAGAAACAGAAAAAGUAAAAGAGUUAGUAGCAGUAAAAGCUCAAACCGUACAAUCUUCUGAGUGUGCAGGCAGGCAGGGAUUGGGCUUUCUUUCAGACACCAACAACUCUCUUCAACACCAUUUUUCAAAAGACCAAAAAAAAAAAAAAAAAAAUAGAAAAGAAAAGAAAGAAAAACUAUUUUUCUCUUUUGUUUUUUUUACAGUUUUCUUUUUAUAAUGCACUAUCUUCUCUUUAGUUUAUGGGUUUCCGUAGAGUUGUCAGAGACAAGAGCUGCAACAGAUGCAGCUUAGCUGCAGCAGCACCAGAAGCAACAGAGAGGUGCAGUCAUAAUACGAGUAGCAGAGAGAGAAAGAGAGUGGUGUCAGCAUUAUAAUCAGAACCAUUAGUUUUAUCCAUGUACAGAAGAUUCUGCAGGCCAAUGGUCCCUGAAAUAAAUAUACCUACUCUACUUCUCCUUUUCUUCUUCUUCUUCUCCUUCUUCUUCUUCAAAGUUCAAGCUUUUCUCUUUCUCUAGUAAAAAAUAAAAUCUUAUUAUAGUACUAAUAAUAACCCACAUUCAUACUCAUCACCACCUGCUUUCCCUGUUUAUUUCUGCAGCUGUCUCUCUUCCUUUCACUUCACUGUUAAUCUCCUUCUCAAGAAGGACAUCCUUUCUUUUUCUUCUCUGUUUGAUAUUUGAGAAUUCGAAGUUACCCUUUUUCUUGUUCUUGGAUAUCAUGAUGAGUGGAACAAACAAGUUUCCAUUCACUGCGUCUCAAUGGCAAGAGCUUGAACAUCAAGCACUUAUCUUUAAGUAUAUGGUCUCAGGCAUUCCUAUUCCAUCUGAUCUUCUCUUUACUAUCAAGAGAAGCUGCUUGGACUCUCCCCUUUCUUCAAAGCUCUUUCCUCGCCAACCUCCUCACAUUGGGUGGAGCUGUUUCCAAAUGGGUCUCGGUAGAAAAAUAGACCCAGAGCCGGGAAGGUGUAGAAGAACAGAUGGAAAGAAAUGGAGGUGCUCAAAAGAAGCAUACCCAGAUUCCAAGUACUGUGAAAGACACAUGCAUAGAGGCAAAAACCGUUCAAGAAAGCCUGUGGAAGUUGCAAAUCAAACAGCAACAACAACAAACCCAACAGUCUCAUCAGUCACCAAGAAUCACUCUAAUUUACUAACCCCACCUUCUCACUCUCUUUCUUUAUUGUCAUCCGAUCAGUCCCACCUUCACUAUGCUGGUUACCAUUCCCAUCUUAACCAUCAGUUCUUGUCUUCUUCACAUACUACAUCUUCAAGACCUCCUGGAAUUGGUCUUUCACCACAAGACAACUCUACUCCUUUGCUUUUGGACUCUAAUGGUUCUUGUUCCCUUGCUAGCGCAGAUUACAGAAAUGCUUACGGGCUGAAAGAAGAGGUUGAUGAGCAUGCUUUCUUCUCAGAAACCUCUGGUUCAAUGAGAAGUUUAUCUGGUUCAUCUUUGGAUGAUGCUUGGCAAUUUACUCCACUAACAAUGAGCUCUUCCUCUACUACUUCAAACCAAAGGAGCUUGUCUGGUCUAAAUAAUGAGUACUCUUACUUGCAGCUCCAUAGCUUAAGUGAUCAUGACGCACCUAAACAACAAAAACAAUAUCAUCAACAAAGUUAUUUUCUUGGAACUGAUAUGAAAUGCUCAUUGCCUGAGAAAGAAGAAGAGCCUCAAAAGACUGUUCAUCGCUUCUUUGAUGAGUGGCCACCCAAGAACAAAGAUUCAUGGCUUGAUUUAGAUGAUAAGUCACCAAACAGUACUUCAGCAUCAACAACUAGGCUCUCAAUCUCUAUUCCCUCCUCUUCACACGACUUUCCCAUCUUCAAUUCAAGAACUCAUAAUGAUGGUUGAGUUUUCAGGUGGGGAAUUCUGAAAUGAAGGCCAAGAAUGUACUAACUUGGUGGGGUAGCUGUUUUUUGUUAGGUUGAAGAAGUGCUUUGUAUUUUUGUUUUUCUUCUGUUGCUUCUUAGCAAAAAUGUGGUUGGGAUUGAAUUAUUAUGUGUAUGUUUAAUGAAGUAUCCAAUGUAUUUCUGCA
Ricinus communis (castor bean) is the source of this 2157-nucleotide messenger RNA. Its product is annotated as growth-regulating factor 1. The transcript has 4 exons. The record is from RefSeq and is a predicted model, not a curated record. NCBI's taxonomy places the organism in Eukaryota, Viridiplantae, Streptophyta, Magnoliopsida, Malpighiales, Euphorbiaceae. Gene Ontology annotation, molecular function: ATP binding. Gene Ontology annotation, biological process: regulation of DNA-templated transcription; DNA-templated transcription; developmental process. Gene Ontology annotation, cellular component: nucleus. The coding region runs from base 843 to 1973 and encodes 376 amino acids.